AGAUCAGCAAUUAUGUUGUAAAUUGUUCCUGUAAUCAUAUGACUGCAUUUGCUGUGCUUAUGAUUGAUAUGAAGAACAUUGAUAAACAACAGUGGGAAAUCAUGUCAUAUAUCAGCUAUAUAGGCUGCAGUCUGUCUGCCGUAUUUUCUGCUGUUUCCAUAUUGUCCUAUAUUGUCAACAGUAAUGCCAGGAAAGAAGUGUCCAGACGCAUCCAUGUGUCUCUCAGUGCUGCUUUGUUUCUCCUCAACAUCAGCUUCAUGCUCAGUGAAUGGGCCGCCACACUGAAUAUAAAUGAAGUUUGUGUGUUUAUUGCUGUGACGAUACACUACAGUCUGUUGUGUUGUUUCACCUGGAUGGCCAUUGAAGCUCUGCACCUCUAUCUUCUUCUGGUCAGAGUCUUCAACAUUCACUUCAAGCACUACAUGGUCAAGCUCUCUCUGAUUGGAUGGGGAGUCCCGGCUCUUCUUGUUGGAUGCUUGCUGUCAGUUCAGAACAGUCGAUCUGUGUAUGGUACCAAAAACGUCACAUUAUCAGAUACCAAUAAAACAAAUGCAAUUACAGAGCCCCCUCACAAAGUUGCCUCAGCUCUGGUCCAGACCGAUGGUCCAGACCAGAGUCCAGACUAG
This is a messenger RNA of Paramisgurnus dabryanus, 626 nucleotides long. The record is from RefSeq and is a predicted model, not a curated record. Lineage: Eukaryota; Metazoa; Chordata; Actinopteri; Cypriniformes; Cobitidae.